Lingula anatina is the source of this 706-nucleotide messenger RNA. RefSeq names its product eukaryotic initiation factor 4A-II. Gene Ontology annotation, molecular function: nucleic acid binding; RNA helicase activity; ATP binding. Lineage: Eukaryota; Metazoa; Brachiopoda; Lingulata; Lingulida; Lingulidae. The record is from RefSeq and is a predicted model, not a curated record.
AUGGUAAACAAUGAUGCAUCCUCAUGGCCUCCUCACGCCAACUGGAGGGAAUGGAAGCUGGACACGCUGUGUGAUUUGUACGAGACGUUGACCAUCACUCAGGCUGUGAUCUUCUGCAAUACAAGGAGGAAAGUAGAUUGGCUCACGGAGAAAAUGCACAGCAGAGAUUUCACCGUGUCCGCUAUGCACGGUGACAUGGAUCAGAAAGAGCGUGAUGUGAUCAUGCGCGAGUUCCGCACGGGCUCCAGUCGCGUGCUCAUCACCACCGACUUGUUAGCACGUGGUAUCGACGUGCAGCAGGUGUCCCUUGUGAUUAACUAUGAUCUGCCCACAAACAGGGAGAACUACAUCCACAGGAUCGGACGUGGAGGCCGAUUCGGUAGGAAAGGAGCUGCCAUCAACUUCGUCACCAAUGAUGACGUGCGCUGCCUGCGAGAUAUUGAGCAAUUCUACGGCACAAAAAUCGAUGAGAUGCCGAUGAAUAUAGCCGAUCUGAUUUAGCCCAGCCAGUUCUAGCGAUUAUGACACUAGCCCGAGGUUAGUGUCUCUCUCUCUUUCUCAGUGUGACGACGGCGACUACAUUGUGGAUUCUACGCGGCAUAUAUAUUUUCCAGGCGAGAUAUCAGAUGUAUACACGGAUUCUGCGACUGGAUGAUUCUAGCGAUAUUUAUUUGUCCACACACACAUUGACGUUGUUAUACUUAAA